AUGACGGUUUAUCAGGAUCUGAAAAGACUUCUCACACGAGUACUUCUUCUAAGUAACAGUUUGGAGUCUGUUGCGACCGCAGAGGAUCCAGCACUCGAAAGAGCUGUGGAACUACUCAUCAAUGGUCAGUAUAUGAAGUUAGUUAUCAUGGAAGUUAUGAGUCAAAAUGUCUUUCAACAUAUUGAGAUGGAGAAUCUUGUGAUAAAAUUCAUUAACACUUAUGGAACAGAUGUUGUGGGAUUUGCCAACGGUGCUGCCGAGAGAAUUGUGGCCAAUUUCUCCAGUGUAUCCGAAAGCAUUGAUGUCCAGAGAUCAUAUGCAUUAGUGGUUGCCAUUCUCUUUUUACAGCUGUUCGUGGAAGCCAACUUCACUGGACCAAAGUUGUCCUUUAAGUCGUCGACUGAAGAACUUGGAUUUAUCCGGGUAUUGUCUGCAAAGGCUGUUCAGGACGAAGGAUUUGCAAGUUCGUUACAGCAGAGUCUUUUAAAGGUGUUGUCAAUAGGUGGCCAGCAGCCAUAUUCUCUAACGGAAUCACCGUUGUUUUUGGUUCUUUCUUUAAGAAUACUGGAGAUCUUACAAGGCACUCAUAUCUCGCUGUUUGACGAGGAAGUGCAGACCAUGGAGUCAGAGAUUUUCGUAGAGCAGUCGGGAUUUCUUCCAGGAGGCUCUAUCAAUACCGAUAAUGAGGUGGUGAUGGCCUCAGUUUGUUGGUGGAGAGCAAGAGCUUUGCAAAUAUUACAAUCUCUUUAUCCAGAUUACUCUGGUACCUUAACGGUGCUUUGUAUGAAACUCCUAUCUCCGGAGGUUGUAUCCUCGUUUAUCGAUGAAUCUAGCCUGAAUUCUUCAGUUAAUCAAUCAAUUCUUUUGUGUUUCCACUUGGAAAGCGCCAAAUGCGCUUUGUUGGGGAACUCUGAAUCACGUAAUGUUGAUUUUUUGGCUAAGGCUGCUAAGGUGUCUGGGCUUGAGUUUAUUCUUACAGGCUGUAAAGCCAAAAGGACGAAAUAUCAAGAGAACUCGGUGGCUACUUUAACGGUUCUUGCGAAAUCUCAGGACAGUUUAUUGAAAGUCAGCCCCAAAGAGCUUGGUGAAUUAAAUCCCCUGGAUAUCAAGCUUAAUGAUGAUACAUUCUUGGAGCGACCAUUGUAUGAUGAUUUGGGUAAUGUUGUCGCAUUUCAAAGUGCAACUGAAGGGGAUGCGAAACGGAUCAAAUUUGAUUAUUCAUUAUCGGCAAGCUCUUCACCAACUGUAGAUGUCCCGGAACUUGAAUUGUCUAAGAGACUCAUUCCUACUGCUAUUCACAAGGAAGAUAUUCCUCAAUCGUUGUGUUCUCUUGAUCCAAAUAAUCAGCCCGCGUUAUCGAACUUAGAUAGCAUUCAGCUUCUCUUAAGAGUGGAAGCUGUUAAGCAAAAUUCUCCCCAAGGUAGUACACUUCUUAAUGAAGAGUUGAUCGCGUUAGUGCAAAGGGUUCUUUUUUCUCCUGAAGGUACCGUUAAUUGGCUUGUGUUUUCUAGAGCUUUGUGGUACAGAUCUCUCUUAGAGACAGAAAGAUCAAGGACUGUUGAAAGAGGAGUCUUGCAAUUAUCUUCUUUAGUAGAGGAGUUGGGUGUCACUUCUGACAAAACUGCACGUCUAUUCCCAAAGACCGACGAUGAGAUUCAAUUUCCUGGUGAGUUCACUGACAUGAAAAUUUUGGAUUCCAAGCAAUUGACUAACUCCGUCAGACUAAGAUAUAUCUACUUGCUUCCUCCAAUGCCCAAAUGGGCCAUGGAUUUGCAAUUGGCUGAAAAACUAAUACAUUUGGGAUUGCACAAGUCUGCCCUUGAAAUUUACGAUAGAUUACAAAAAUGGACUGAUGCUGCUGUUUGUUGUGCAAGCACUGGUGACUCCAGAGAGGCUGAGAAGUUUAUUGAGAAGACUCUUGAGCGCAACUCUCGUGAUGCCAGAGCUUGGUACGUCUUGGGAAACAUUCGCUCGGAUCCGGAACUGUGGGAGAAGUCCUGGCAGUAUGGAAGGUAUGCGAACGCUAAGAGGUCUCUUGCUAGAUAUUACUAUAAUCCUCCAAAGGCUUCUGGUAUAAAGAGGGACCUUCAGAAGGCUAUUGAUCAUAUGUAUGAUUGUCUCACUGCAGACCCUAUCAGUUUUGCUAACUGGUACUUUUAUGGUUGUCUGGGAUUGGAAGUUUCCAAUUAUGUCUUAGCUUCUGAGGCAUUCAGAAGGUGUCUUUCCAUUGAUACGGACAGUCCGUACGCUUGGUCCAAUUUGGCCUCGGCAUUAAUCAAGUUGCACCAAUUACCAGAAGCAUUUCAUGCUCUUGGUAAAGCCGUUAAUGUCGGUGACGUAUCUAAAGGAUCGUGGAAGGUUUGGGAAAACUACCUCAUUGUGGCUGUAAAGUUGGGCAAAUGGAAUGAAGUGUUGAAUGCUUCGAUAAUUUUGUUAGACGCUAAAAAGGAUUCGCAGGGAAAUGGUUCCUUGGACCUACCGAUUACAGAAAAGUUGAUUGGUAUUCUUGUAAAUCAACCUUACAGUAGUGAGAAGUUGUCGUUUUUCCAAAGAACAUGCAUAGAUUUUGUCUGCAAUAAGAUUCCCUCUGUCGUUGACGACAAUCCAAGAUGUUGGAGAGACAUUGCUAAGGUUGACAUGUGGAGAAAGAAGCCAUGGUUGGCUCUCGGUGAUUUCGAAAAGGCUUAUAGAGCUACGCUAAAUUCGCCUCAAUUGACUUUGGAUGAGGGUGCCUGGAACGAAGCCAUAGAAACCUGUUCAGAUUUGGUUUCAGCUUAUGAUAAUUUAGGGGGGCUUCCCGGUAGAUUGGGUGCAGGUGAUGUGGUUUGCAAGGAUCGGAAGUUCAAGGCCAGAUCUGCUAUUCGAUCGCUUAUCUCUAAAGGUAAAAAAAGCUGGGAGUUUACUGCUGGUUAUGAGAAGCUUCGGGAAAUGAAAGGAGAGUUGAUCUCAAGUUGA
Brettanomyces nanus is the source of this 2955-nucleotide messenger RNA. RefSeq lists its product as uncharacterized. Lineage: Eukaryota; Fungi; Ascomycota; Pichiomycetes; Pichiales; Pichiaceae. The record is from RefSeq and is a predicted model, not a curated record. The transcript has a single exon. Gene Ontology annotation, molecular function: protein binding. The coding region runs from base 1 to 2955 and encodes 984 amino acids.